AUGGUUGAUCAAGAGUUUUUCACCUUGGCCGAGGAAGCUUUGAAAAUUUUAACGGAAAAAAGCCAAGGCAAUUUCACAUCUCCAAUUUUCAUUGUUAUUGAGGAUGAGAACUGCGACCCACAGACACUCCAAUAUGCUCUUGGAAAAGGGGCAAUUGGAUAUGAAAGUUCCUCGAAACUGGCGACCCUGACUUUACUUGGAAACCACCGGAGGACGAGUGGCACAGCAUUGCCCUCGGUUAUACUUCGGGAGCAACGGCUAGUCCGAAGGGUGUGGUGCUUCACCAUCGAGGGGCGUACCUCAUGUGCUCUGAGUAACGGCUAA
This is a messenger RNA of Fraxinus pennsylvanica, 324 nucleotides long. The record is from the annotation of a GenBank genome assembly. NCBI's taxonomy places the organism in Eukaryota, Viridiplantae, Streptophyta, Magnoliopsida, Lamiales, Oleaceae.